Molecule: messenger RNA, 1475 nt
Organism: Cuscuta campestris
Lineage: Eukaryota; Viridiplantae; Streptophyta; Magnoliopsida; Solanales; Convolvulaceae
Source: the annotation of a GenBank genome assembly
CAGCCCCUUAGAGUAAUAAUACUAUAUUGCAUUUCUUUUUAUAUUCUAAAAUAUAAAAAUUAAUAUAAAAUUAUUUUUCUUCAAAAUAUGGUUGGAAUUGGUAUUAAAAAAUGGGCACUAUUGAGAAGCUGAAAUAAUCGACCCGUUUUUGAAACGCGGGUCAACCCGCCUCCUUCAUUUGCAGUAGGGUUUAGAUAUUUAAUCGCAGUAGGGUUUCACUCCGCUGCCUCUUCCCUCCCAGAACUGCCCUGCCGCUCGGCUUCAUCCUACGACGCUCGGAGCAAUGGUCUUCAUCAAAGUCCAGAAGAGCAGGGCUUACUUCAAGCGUUUCCAGGUCCCGUUUAAGAGAAGGAGAGAGGGAAAGACCGACUAUCGAGCAAGGACUCGACUCAUCAAUCAGGAUAAGAACAAAUACAACACUCCAAAAUACCGAUUUGUUGUCCGAUUUACCAACAAGGACAUCAUUGCUCAAAUUGUAUCAGCUAGUAUAACCGGUGACAUGAUUCUUGCUUCAGCUUAUGCUCAUGAGCUUCCUCAGUUUGGCCUUGAUGUUGGGCUAACAAAUUAUGCUGCCGCCUAUUGCACUGGGCUUCUUUUGGCUCGCCGAGUUCUCAAGAAACUUGAAAUGGAUGAAGAUUAUGAAGGCAAUGUUGAGGCAUCUGGGGAAGACUACUCUGUUGAACCUGCUGAAAGCCGAAGGCCGUUCCGUGCUCUCUUGGAUGUUGGUCUAGUUCGAACAACCACUGGGAAUCGUGUCUUUGGGGCCCUGAAGGGUGCAUUGGACGGUGGGAUCGACAUUCCUCACAGCGAAAAGAGGUUUGCGGGGUUUGGUAAGGAUUCAAAGCAGCUCGAUGCUGAGGUUCACCGCAAGUAUAUCUAUGGAGGUCAUGUUGUAGCAUACAUGAAUGGUUUGAUGGAAGAUGAACCUGAGAAGUACCAAUCUCAAUUUAGUGAGUAUAUAAAAAAGGGCAUUGAACCGGGCAGUAUUGAGGAAAUCUACAAGAAGGUGCAUGCUGCUAUUCGUGCUAAUCCUUGCCCAGAGAGACCUAAGAAGCAGGCUCCCAAGGAGCACAAGAGGUUCAACUUGAAGAAGCUAACUUAUGAGGAGAGGAAGGCUAAGCUGAUAGAGAGGCUCAAUGCUUUAAAUGCAGCUGCUGCUGGAAAUGAUGACGAUGAUGAUGAAGAGGAUGACGAGUAAACGAUAUUUUCCAAAUAAUGUCACCCUUUUCGAUCUUGUUUUCUCUAGUGUUUUUAUCAGAAGUUAUGGCUCAAUUUUGCCUGAUGCCCCCUUUCCUUUUCAUAAGUUUGUGGAAUUUGGAUUUUUUAUUGUCUACUUUUUCUCUUUUUUAUUUAAGCUUUCCUUUCUCUUUCAAGUAGCUUACUUUCUACAAGUAUUACUCCCUCCGUCCCGUUUUAAAUUGCCCGUUUUGACUUUAGGGCAUAUUUAAGAAAGAGAAAAAAUAGAGUUGACUUUG